GCCAACGCCGACAAACCGUGCUGCUGUGAUCGUUCGUGAGGUUGUGUGGUUGUGGUCGCACUCACGUCAACAGAGUCUUCACCUCUCCGAGUGAGACCUUUGAUUCGCUCGCUCGUUCAGGACACAGGAACAACAACAGCCAAAAACAACCCACUCGACAGCCGUCACGAUGGACGACGUCGAGCAGCUCCAGCAGCUCUCGCUGGUGUCUAAAGUCGUCACCGAGCUGGAGAACAACUGCGGCAUCUCCGACCCUUCACUCGCCGAGUUCCUGAUCCAUUUGGCCGGUGAACAUGACAACGCAGACAGCUUCAGGCAAGCCCUGGACGACAUGGACGGCGGCCUGGAUGCACCCUUUGCACUCAGUUUGUGGCGACUGAUCGACCGCCUCACACCCGACAGCAAGAAGAAGAAGAAGAAGAAGAAGAAGGCACAAACACAGGCAUCGGAGCAGAACGAUGGCAGCGCCGACGACAGCGAUGGCGCCGCGCAUGCCAAGCGUAAGCCAGAUGAUGAGAAGGCGGAGAAGCGCCGCAAGGCGUUCCCUGCGUUGGCCAUCCCCGACAAGAAGGCGCCAGACCUCAACGACCCAGAGGCAGAAGCCAAGGAUAAGCAAAUCGCGCUGGAAGCCCUGGACCGCCUGGAGUCGUUCCUCUCUUCCUCCAAGACGGCCGGCGCUGAUCACGAUGCGCCGCCACCAGAGGACGUGGACGCGGUGCACCCAGAACGCCGCCACCUCACCCAGACACGCGACGCACCCCGCGAUCGCAGCCGUGAUCGUGGCCGUGAUCGUGGCAGUCGUCGCUCGCGUUCGCGCUCGCGUUCCCCUGGUGGUCGCGGCCGCCAUCGCCGCAGCCGUCGGUCCCGUACGCGCUCCCGCUCCCGCACACGCUCGCCCGACCGGGACGAUCUCGGUCGCCGCCGCCGCCCGCGCCGCAGGCGAUGGGACGACUAUGACGACGACACCAGAGACACUGACCGCGACCACCGCGAUCGCCGGCACCGCAGGAGCAGGAGCAGGAGCAGGGACCGUGGCCGCCACCACGACCGCGACCACCGUGACCGCCGCGCAGGCGGUGAUGAGGACCCGGAGCCCGUGCAGGGGAAGGUGUACGAGGGCAAGGUGACGGGCAUCAUGCAGUACGGGUGUUUUGUGUCGCUGCUCGGCGUGCGCGGCAGGCCAGACGGCAUGGUGCACGUGAGCAACAUGAGCCCGACCGGCGCGCACGUGGCAGACCCCAACGACGUGGUGAAGCGCGGGCAGACGGUGUAUGUCAAGGUGCAGUCCCGCAUCAACAACAAGAUCAGCCUGACGAUGAAGGACAUUGACCAGUCCACCGGCGAGGACGUUGCCGCCGCUCGCCGAGCACCGCUGCUCCCACAGCCGGGCGGCGCAGCAUCAGCAUCGGCAUCAGCGCCAGGACCGCAAGCACCACCGGGUGCCGGUGUUGGCGGGGCGAUGAACCCGCCCGUUGGUGGGCAGAACCCGGACAAGCCGCGCGGCCACGAGGUGUUUAUUCCCGAGGAGACGGGCCCCGCGCGCGCUAAGAAGCGGCUGACGUCGCCGGAGAAGUGGGAGCUGAAGCAGCUGAUUGCGGCGGGUGUGAUUGACCCGACGGAACACCCUGACUACGACGAGGAGACGGGCCUGCUGCCCCAGGACGACGGCGGUGACGAGGAGCUGGAGAUUGAGCUGGUGGAGGAGGAGCCCGCCUUCCUCUCCGGGCAGACGCGCAACGUCGACCUGUCCCCCGUGCGCAUUGUGAAGAACCCUGACGGCUCGCUGCAGCGCGCGGCCCUGACGCAAGCCGAGCUGGUGCGCGAGCGCCGCGAGCUGCGCAAUGCCAAGCGCGAGGCGGAGGAGCAGGCGGACGACCGCGUCAUGGACCAGGACUGGCACGACCCGAUGAAGGCCGGCAACCGCGUGGAGGCGUCGCGCGGGCGGCUGGAGCACCGCGACAUGCCCGAGUGGAAGCGGGCAACCAUUGGCGGCAAGGCGGUGUCGUUUGGCAAGAAGACGGACAAGUCGAUGGAGGAGCAACGCAGGUCGCUGCCCAUCUUCCAGCUCAAGAGCGAGCUCAUGCAGGCCGUGCACGACCACCAGGUGCUGAUUGUGAUUGGCGAGACGGGCUCUGGCAAGACCACGCAGAUGACGCAGUACAUCUACGAGAUGGGGUACGGCAAGAAGGGCCGCAUCGGGUGCACGCAGCCGCGCCGCGUGGCCGCCAUGUCCGUUGCCAAGCGCGUGAGCGAGGAGUUUGGCUGCCGCCUGGGCGCGGAGGUGGGCUACACCAUCCGUUUUGAGGACUGCACCAGCCCGGAGACGCGCAUCAAGUACAUGACGGACGGCAUGCUGCUGCGCGAGUGCCUGAUUGACUCUGCGAUGAGCGCGUACUCCGUCAUCAUCCUGGACGAGGCGCACGAGCGCACCAUCCACACGGACGUGCUGUUUGGCCUGCUGAAGAAGGCGGUGCUGGAACGGCCCAACGACCUCAAGCUCAUUGUCACCUCCGCCACGCUCGACUCUGAGAAGUUUUCCGAGUACUUUUUCGAAGCGCCCAUCUUCACCAUCCCCGGGCGCACGUUCCCCGUGACGACGCUGUACACCAAGGACCCGGAGACGGACUACCUCGACGCCGCGCUCAUCACCAUCAUGCAGAUCCACCUGACGGAGCCCCCGGGCGACAUUCUGCUGUUCCUCACGGGCCAGGAGGAGAUUGACACGGCGUGCGAGAUUCUGUACGAGCGCAUGAAGGCGCUUGGCAAGGACAUGCCCGAGCUGCUGAUCCUGCCCGUGUACUCUGCGCUGCCGAGCGAGAUGCAGACGCGCAUCUUCGAGCCGGCGCCGCCGGGCGGCCGUAAGGUCGUCAUUGCCACCAACAUUGCGGAGACGUCGCUCACCAUCGACGGCAUCUACUACGUGGUGGACCCCGGGUUUGUGAAGCAGAAGGUGUACAACUCCAAGACGGGCAUGGACUCGCUGGUGGUGACGCCCAUCUCGCAGCAGCAGGCGAACCAGCGGUCUGGGCGCGCCGGGCGUACGGGUCCCGGAAAGUGCUACCGGCUGUACACGGAGCGCGCGUACCGCGAAGAGAUGCUGGAGACGGCGGUGCCCGAGAUUCAGCGCACCAACCUGGCCAACACGGUGCUGUCGCUCAAGGCGAUGGGCAUCAACGACCUUCUGUCGUUUGACUUCAUGGACGCGCCGCCCACGGAGACGCUCAUCCUGGCCCUGGACAACCUGCACUCGCUCGGGGCGCUGGACGACGAGGGCCUGCUGACGCGGUUGGGCCGGCGCAUGGCCGAGUUCCCGCUGGAGCCGCAGCUGUCGAAGAUGCUCAUCCAGUCCACGCACCUGGGCUGCAGCGACGAGAUUCUGACCAUUGUGUCGAUGCUGUCCGUGCAGGGCGUGUUCUACCGCCCGAAGGAGAAGGCUGCGCUGGCCGACCAGCGCAAGGCCAAGUUUCACCAGAUGGAGGGCGACCACCUCACGCUGCUGCAGGUGUACCGCUCGUGGGAGAACAACAAGUGCUCCAACCCGUGGUGCUACGAGAACUUCAUCCACGCGCGGUCGCUGCGUCGCGCGCAGGACGUGCGCAAGCAGAUGAUUGGCAUCAUGGACCGGCACAAGCUGGACAUUGUGUCCUGCGGGCGCAACUUCAAGCGCGUGCAGAUGGCCAUCACGUCCGGCUUCUUCCGCAACGCCGCCAAGAAGGACCCGACGGAGGGCUACAAGACGCUUGUUGACCAGCAGCAGGUGUACAUCCACCCGAGCAGCUCGCUGUGGAACCGGCAACCGGAGUGGCUGGUGUACCACGAGGUUGCGGUCACCACCAAGGAGUACAUGCGCACCGUGACGACCAUCGACCCCAAGUGGCUGGUGGAGUUUGCGCCCGCCUUCUUCAAGGUUGCCGAUCCCACGCGCAUGAGCAAGCGCAAGGCCAACGAGCGCAUUGAGCCGCUGUACAACAAGUACGAGGAGCCCGACGCCUGGCGCAUCUCCAGGACCCGCAGGCGCGCAAAGAAGCGCGUCUAGUGUGUUUACGUGUUUGUGUGUGUGUGUUUGCAUGUGUGUGUCAUGUGUGUGUCAUGUGUGUGUGUGUGUGUGCAUGUGUGUGUGUGUGUGUGUGCAUGCGUGUGUGUGUGUGUGUGUGUUGGUUUGUUUUGUGUGGCAGUUUUCGCACUCAUCCGCGGUCAAAAAAAGCGAGUUUGGUUGCCUUGUCUUGUCUUGUCUUGCUUGUGGCAUGAUUCUAUCGAUGUUUCAUUUGUUAGCGGGGUUCUCAGCGGUAGCCCACAUACAACAGCACCAGGUUCA
This is a messenger RNA of Salpingoeca rosetta, 4315 nucleotides long. Its product is annotated as DEAH box polypeptide 8. The record is from RefSeq and is a predicted model, not a curated record. NCBI's taxonomy places the organism in Eukaryota, Choanoflagellata, Craspedida, Salpingoecidae. Bases 170 to 4036 code for a protein of 1288 amino acids. The transcript has 3 exons. Gene Ontology annotation, biological process: spliceosomal complex disassembly; mRNA splicing, via spliceosome. Gene Ontology annotation, molecular function: ATP binding; RNA binding; RNA helicase activity. Gene Ontology annotation, cellular component: intracellular anatomical structure; catalytic step 2 spliceosome.